UGCUCGGAAGCAGCUUGCAGUGUUUUGGGGGGAAAGAAAAAAAGAGAGAGAGAAAAAAGGCAAGCCUGUGGAGUUAGCUGGCUGUGCGUGUUUUUGUUUUUAUUUAAUUUUAUUUUAUUUUAUUAAGUAUUGGUUUUAAUUAAUUUAAGGAGAACCAGAUGAAAGCAGAGGCUGGAAAUUAUUAUUUUUUAUUUCAUUUUUUUUGGUCAAGCAGACACACUGGUGCAUUGAGUGAGCUGUGAGAGCAGUGAGGUCUCUCUCUCUCUGUCUCUAUCUGCAUUGAGGGGAAGGAAAAGGGACGGAAUAAGCAAAAAAAAAAAAAAAGGAUGGAAUAAAAUUCGGCGCUGAUCUUGAAUGCAAACGCUCGGAACCCCUUCGAGCCUCUGCUCAUCUUGGCGGAUUCCUGGUGGAUUCCUUUCUUCCCUUUUUUUGUUUUUGAUCUCGUGUGCCUUUUUUUUUUUUUUUUGAAGUGGUCAUGCCUUUUGUCUUUUUAUUCGGAAACGUCGCGCGGAGCCAUUUCACGACGAAGCUCGACUAACACACACACACACACGCAUGCACAUAAAUACAUAUUUGCAUACACUCAUACACACUGGAGUUUAAAAAUGAGGAAGCAUUUUUUAAAAGAUACUGAAAGGAUCCAGGCCUCGUCCUCGACACGGCCCGGUGCGCUUGACAAACGGAGGAAAGGAAUAAAAAGCGAAUAAAGAAAGAGGGGGGAAAAAAAUGGACCAGGCGCACAAGCGAACACGGACAGCACCAACGACGACGGCGGUGUGUGCGCGCGCGCGCGCGAGCGAGUUUCUCCUCGAGCCGAACAAAAAAACGAAACGCUUCGACUCAUGAGCGUCGGAUAAUUGCGUUUCAAGAAAGAAAAACAAACUGCAACAAUAUAUCCGCUUUGUUUCUCUUUCCAUGCCAACAAUCCUUUGAAAUUUUUCUUUUCUUUUUAUCUGUUUAUUAAAUUUUUUUUUUAAAUGUAAUUUUUUUUUAUCCGGAUCCAGCGUUCAUAUUGUUCAAUGGAAGUAUGUUAUCAGUUACCGGUGUUGCCUCUGGACAGGCCGGUUCCCAAGCACGUGUUGAGCCGGAGAGGAGCGAUCAGCUUCAGCUCCAGCUCCUCUCUGUUCGGUGCUCCGGACCCGCGGCAGCUGGCGCAGAGACGAGGCGCAAUCUCCUACGACAGUUCUGAUCAAACUGCUCUGUAUAUUCGUAUGCUAGGGGCUUGUGUUAUAUUCAAACAGCUGUUUUCAAGAGAUGUGAGAGUGAGGAGCCAGGUAGGAUUCGAACCCGAACGAAGAGGCUCGCACCCGUACCUGGGUGUCGAUUUCCGCACCUUACACUCCCGUGCCGAGUCAGCGGGAUCGAUUCCGGCCCGGAGGAUCCGCAGACUUUUUAGUUUCCAGCGUCACCUCCUGUCGUCCCGGUUAUUGCGGGGAGCUCCGCACCUGAACCCCCUGCACAUCCUGGACGACGAUUACUGCGGACAAGCCAGGUGCAUGUUGGAAAAGGUUGGAAGCUGGAAUUUUGACAUUUUCCUCUUCGACAGACUGACGAACGGAAACAGUCUAAUCUACUUGACCUUACACCUGCUAAAUCAUUACGGCUUAAUUGAGCUCUUCCAGUUAGACAUGGUUAAAGUACGACGCUUUUUAGUUCUGGUUCAGGAGGAUUACCACAACCACAACCCGUACCAUAACUCGGUCCAUGCUGCUGACGUGACCCAGGCCAUGCACUGUUACCUGAAGGAGCCGAAGCUUGCCAAGUCCCUCACUUCCUGUGAUAUCCUCUUGGGCCUGCUGGCAGCAGCCACUCACGACCUGGACCACCCCGGGGUCAAUCAGCCUUUCCUCAUCAAAACCAACCAUUACCUAGCCUCUUUGUACAGGAAUACCUCAGUUCUGGAGAACCAUCACUGGAGGUCUGCAGUGGGUUUGCUACGAGAGACGGCGCUCUUUUCGCAUCUUCCGAAAGAGGACAGUGUGAACAUGGAGAGGCAGUUGGGGUCUCUGAUCCUGGCCACAGACAUCAGCAGGCAGAACGAAUACCUGUCCAGGUUCAGGACACACCUGGACCAGGAGGAGCUGUGUCUGGGAAACGCCUCUCACCGUCACUUCAUCCUGCAGAUGGCCCUGAAGUGUGCAGACAUCUGUAACCCGUGUAGGCCUUGGGAACUCAGCAAGCAGUGGAGUGAAAAGGUGACAGAGGAAUUCUUCCACCAAGGAGAUAUCGAGAAAAAGCACAAACUUGAAGUGAGCCCACUGUGCGACAGCACCGCCAACUCCAUAGCUGAUGUUCAGAUCGGUUUCAUGACGUACGUCGUGGAGCCGCUGUUCGCCGAGUGGGCUCGUUUCUCGGACACGUGGCUCUCUCAGACCAUGCUGGGUCACCUGUGCCUGAACAAAGCCAGCUGGAAGGCCCUGCAGCCCGAGGAGGCCGAGUUCGAGCAGGACAGCGGCUCCAGAGCCUUACCUCAGGGAAGCGUCGAGUCCUGACACUGCCUCGCCUCGCCCCUGCCCCUCCCCUGCCCCGCCCUUCCGCUUUGAUCACUUCUGAUUUGCUCACCCUCCCCAUCUCAAACCAACCACUGAUUUAAUUUAUUUAAUUUUAACUCCUUUUUAUUUUUUUCCCUUCCACAUAGAGCAAUACAUGGAUACCUCAUUCAGCUCCUGCUGCGAGUUUUCGAUCUUACUCUUACACCUUUUUUUUUUUCUUUCUCCUUUUUAACGUCAUGUUUUAUUUAUUUAAAUUGUUUUGAUUUCGUUUUCAUCCGGGGAAAGCCUCGCUAAUCGAACUCAGCUGGGGGAACUGGGGAACGAUGGAUUGAACCUGAUGGAUCCCUUCUGCUGGGUCAAAGUGCCAUUCCCCCCCCCCCCCUAAAAAAAGAAUCACUCAAACACCAAGAGUAUUCACGCGACAAGUUUUUAAACAACUGCGCCAAGAGACAGUGUGUGUAUGUGUGAGUGUGGGUGUGUGUAGGUGUGUGUGUGUGUUGUUGCAUUUUGCAAACGAAUCUUCCUUCUUGUGUACAAAACUGAAAGAGAAAAAAAAAAAAAAGACAAAUGUGAAGAGCCCAGUCAUUUGCUGCCUCUACGAAGACUGUUUACAGAUUGUCUUUUUUGUUGUCAUUGUUAUAAAUGAAUCAUGUUGGUUCUGUGAUUUCUUUUUUCUUUUUUUUUUUUUGCCUUUAAGCACAGAUGUGAAGAACCACUUUUACAUGUUUUUGAACUGUUGUGUUACUGCUGAUGUACUGAACAAAAAAAAAAGCAACCGAGGGACUGCACUCGAGUCGGUCUGAAAUGCCAGAUGCCAUACAAGCGCCAUUUUGUGCUCCGUCGUAAAAUUCUCUCCCUGCACUCCAGAUUCUGGUGCCACAUGAUUCGGACGCGCAGCUGCUUCUGCUGUGAAAGGACCAGGGACCGGCUUUCCUCCCUUCCCCUCCGACACUCCACACAUCCAUCCUCUCUUGUCCUCCUUCACCCUGCCUCCUGAUCCUACUUUUCCCUGCUGUCACUCAAUUCCGUCACGCCUCUGUUUCACUCUAUCCUGCGAUCCCUUUUUCAUCACUCCACGUUAUGAUCCUCCUCUUCUUCUCUCCUGCUUCUCUCACUCAUUUUCCCCUUCUAUCCACCCUUUCUCCUCCAUCUCUCCGCCACCUGAAUCUCCCUUUUCCAUCAGUUAUUCUAAUGACUCUAUUUUCUCCCCUCCAUCAUUCCAUCCACUGAUCCACCAUUCGUCUUCAACCGCUCCACCCUCUGAACUUUACUUCCCUUUGUUGUUCCACCCACUCGUCUUUCCUUUUUAUCCUUCCAUCCUCUGAUCCUUCCUUUCCCCUCCAUCUCUGUCAUCGGACUAUCCAUUUUCCAUCAGUUACUCCAACCCCACAUUUCCCCCUACAUCAUUCCUUCCACUGAUCCACCAUUCACCUUCUAUCCCGCCACCCUGACCUUCACUUCCCCUCCAUCACUCUGCUCACUGAUCUACCCUUUCCUUAUCUGUUCCUCUUCCAAUUCCUCAGAGUCAUCGCCUCCCUUCCUCCUCACCUUUCCCCUCCGUCAUUCCCACCACUUACCCCCCUUUUUUCCGCUUCCGUCACUCCACGUACACGCCAAUUCUCCUGAGCCCUGGAUCGAGCCUCGUGCCACACGGGACAUGUAGCUGACUGGAAUCUCCACGGAUCUCGCUCAGGGUCUCGCAAACCUGCUCAUCACUCCGCUGGAAGAAAAGAGGAAGCGAAAAGGUGCCUUUUAUAGGUAGCUGUCCCCUUCCCCCUGCCGCCGGCUAACCGCAGACGACAGACGUAGAUCUAGACUCCAUUUCAGAAUGUGUCUCAGCCACAGUCGAGCUCUCCAUCCGGACGACUGCUUCAAAACGAUGCCUUAAAACUAUGCACAAAGCUAAGUGACCAAACCAGCUUGUAUUUUCAUUAAAGCGCAUCAUCACGUCCGUUUGAUUCUCGUCCAGCCCUUUGCCUUCUGUCAUGGGAGAUUAAAAAAAAAAAUUUAAUAUAUGGAGGAUAAAAUGAUUUAAUAAUUAGUUGUUUUUUUUUCAACAUUGAAUGAACAUUCCAUUCUUUUUUGUUACUCUGUACAGGUGGUGCAGUUGUGGGUGUUUUUUUUUUUUUGUGUGUGCAUCUCUUUCCAGUUUGAAAGAGAGCAGGUGCUUUUUUUUUUUUCCCUUUUCUUUUUUUCUUAUUUUAGCUGAUUUGUAUUUUUGUUGUAAGUGCUGUAAGACUGUUGAUUAAAAAAAAACAAAAAAACAACUGUUUACAAUUUGUUGUAACAGCCAUUUCGGGGAGAAGACUUAAGUGUCAAGCCAUUUUGUAAAGGCUUUGUCGUACAGACUUUUUGAUACAUGCUUGUUGCAGUUGCAUUUUUGAUGAAUAAAAAUGGUUGACAUGA
Messenger RNA from Clarias gariepinus (North African catfish), 4898 nucleotides. RefSeq names its product phosphodiesterase 7A (gene pde7a). Bases 1020 to 2492 code for a protein of 490 amino acids. The record is from RefSeq and is a predicted model, not a curated record. NCBI's taxonomy places the organism in Eukaryota, Metazoa, Chordata, Actinopteri, Siluriformes, Clariidae. The transcript has 14 exons. Gene Ontology annotation, molecular function: 3',5'-cyclic-AMP phosphodiesterase activity.